This is a messenger RNA of Stylophora pistillata, 1271 nucleotides long. Its product is annotated as complex I assembly factor TIMMDC1, mitochondrial-like. NCBI's taxonomy places the organism in Eukaryota, Metazoa, Cnidaria, Anthozoa, Scleractinia, Pocilloporidae. The record is from RefSeq and is a predicted model, not a curated record.
CAUCUGUCGGCCAAGAUGGCUUCCUGAGCAGUGAUCAAUUUUAAAGGCAGCUGUUUAUUGAAUGCCUUGCCUUUGAUUGACUUGCAAUGAAUACUUAGGUUUAUUUCAUGAGAGUGUUAUUUCCAAUUGUUGUUUUUUCGCCUGAUUCCAAGGUGUACAGUUAACAAUGCUGGAAAAUUACCUAGUUCAUUUCCUGACUACAAGAACAUCUAAGGACAAUAUUUAAGAAGCAAGAUGUCUGUAAAAGGUGACGAAGAUCUUUCAAAACGUACGCUAUGGGAGAGAUUGAAGGAACCCUUCUACAAAGAAAGUACUAGAAUGUUGGAGAAUGGUGAAUCUGAAGAAGAAACUGUUUGGCAGAGAGUAGAAGCAUUAUUUGAAAUCAGACAGAGUGAUGAGCAUCUUGAUAAAGAUGGAUGGCAUAAAUUCUUGAAAGCAUGUUUUAAAUUAAGAGGCUAUGAAAAGGGACUUUGUCCAGAGAUGGAACAAAUAAGAACAGUCAUGUUUACAACAACUGUUUUUGCCUUUGUCUUUGAUGGUCGGUUUGGUUAUCGAAUAGUAGAUGACAGCUUUCAACGACACAACCAGUUGACUGUGUAUGAAUCUGUAAUGCACGCUCAGCAUCGCUAUCAUGCAUCUGUAGUUGUGGGAUUUGUUAAGUAUGGAUGGCACUGGGGAUGGAGAGCUGGUACCUUUGUGGGUGUUUAGAGCACUGGAGGCUUAUUGCAACAGACAUGAUGCACUGAAUUUUAUGGCCAGUGAAGGUAAGUCUGGAGAUUGAAAACACUCUAUUUGGUACAUACACAAUACUUAGUUUGUAAAAUUUGUUUUCUCAGAAUAAAAAGUCAUAAUUCGAUUAAAUCUGUAAUGAAAACAUUUUGUCACUUUUAAAGCAGAUUAUCAAUCAAGUUAAUUAAUUUGCCUCAUGAUAAUAUUUUGCUUUGAACAUAACAGCCUCAACAGGUGUUCUGCAUAACAUCUUUUCUGGGAGGCAUAAAAUGGCUGUUGGGGCAGCAUUUGAUGGGGAUUUAAGAUUGGCAAGUUUUGUUGAAAACAAAAUGAACUGACUGUAGUACUUAACAUGAUACAGACAAUAGAACAAAGUAUUUAGAAAAGUUUUAUUAUUUUUGCCUUGACAAAAACUGUGGGUCAUUUACUCUUUCCCCUCUAAGAGUGACUAACAUUUAAUAUCUCCUUACACUGUCCCCCCCCCCUGAAUCACACAUUGAGGUCAGGAGAAUAAAGGAAAUGAUCACCAACUAAAGAUGCUC